Messenger RNA from Rhododendron vialii, 2221 nucleotides. Its product is annotated as protein TRIGALACTOSYLDIACYLGLYCEROL 3, chloroplastic. The record is from RefSeq and is a predicted model, not a curated record. Gene Ontology annotation, molecular function: ATP binding; ATP hydrolysis activity. The coding region runs from base 780 to 1811 and encodes 343 amino acids. NCBI's taxonomy places the organism in Eukaryota, Viridiplantae, Streptophyta, Magnoliopsida, Ericales, Ericaceae. The transcript has 11 exons.
AAUGCUCAUCUUGCAGAGAGUAAUGGACUCUUGCCCGCCAAAUUGGCCCAUUUUCCUUUUCAGCCCAGACGGCCCAAUUACUUGUUGAAGGCUUGAAGCUCUCUCCUAGUCUCCCUCACUGUUUUUCUUCUUCAGUCCUGAGUCCUUCGCUUGUUCUUCGGCGUGCCACCUACAUCCUCGAUUCCAUUUUGAUUUACGAUUAUUGAGAUUCGAUUUGAUGCUAUGGUUCCCAAGCACUAAUUCGAUCUGGGUCACCCCCAAAAUCAAGAAUUUCUUUUUGAUAACUCAGCAGUUCAGGUCAGGUAACGCGCCUCUCGACCAUUCGUGGACCAAUUCCACCGUCCACCAUCGGGGCCCAAUCAAAUCUCCAAAUCAAGAAUUUCUCUUUUGAUAACCCCGGGUCAAACUUACGAGCGGCUCGACAGGAAUUUGGACCAAACCCACCGUCCACUAGCGGGUCCAAUUAAAUCCCCAAAUCAAGUUUUUACACUUGAUAACUCAGGUGUCCGGGUUAGCUUAUGUGGAGCUCGAUCAUUCCUGGACCAAUCCCACCGUCCACCGGCGGGGGCAAUUGAAGCUCAAAAUCAAUAAUUUUGACUACCCACAAAGCAAAUUCAGCCAAAAAAAUCAAGAUUUUUUUUUUCAAUUUUUCCACCUGAAAAUGGUUUCUUACAAAGUGAUUGCAUUUGAUUUUAUGGUUCUGGAAUCGUAAUUCGAUCCGGGUCGCCUUGUAAUCGAGGAAUUUUAGCUGCCCAGUAGCCAAAUUGCGCCGGAAAAUCAUGGUAUUAUUAGCUGGUUCAGUGCUGUUCCCUCUGACAAUGCACUCCAGAAUUACUGGUAGAAGGCUUUUUGUUGGUUCUUCUUCUUCUUCUUCUUAUGAGCAGCGUAUGAGUGUGUGUGGUUGUAUGGCGUCCUCACAGAAUUUGAGGGCAGCUGAUGGAUUUGCCGCCUCGAAAAUCAGUGAUUCAUGCAAGCUGGAGAAUUUGAAUGCAGUUCCGGAAAUUGAGGAUGAAUCUGAUGUUUUGAUUGAAUGUAAAGACGUCUACAAGUCAUUUGGCGAGAAACACAUCUUGAAAGGUGUGAACUUCAAGAUUAGGCGUGGUGACGCCGUUGGAAUAAUUGGGCCUUCUGGGACUGGGAAAUCUACUAUUUUGAAGAUUAUGGCUGGACUUCUUGCUCCAGACAAGGGGGAGGUUUUCAUUCGAGGAAGGAGGAGGCAUGGUUUAAUCAGUGAUGAGGAGAUAUCUGGCCUUCGAAUUGGAUUGGUUUUUCAGAGUGCAGCACUUUUCGAUUCCUUAUCUGUUCGGGAAAAUGUUGGUUUCCUUUUGUAUGAGAAUUCCACCAUGUCUGAAAAUCAAAUUGACGCACUGGUGACGCAAACUUUGGCUGCUGUUGGAUUGACGGGAGUUGAGGACCGAUUACCUUCAGAGUUGUCUGGUGGAAUGAAGAAGAGAGUUGCACUAGCUCGGUCCAUAAUUUUUGACACCACGAAGGAUGCAAUUGAGCCAGAGGUGCUCUUGUAUGAUGAACCAACAGCUGGACUUGAUCCUAUCGCCUCUACUGUGGUUGAAGAUCUCAUCCGCUCCGUUCAUUUGAAAGGUGAGGAUGCACUUGCUACGCCCGGAAAGAUUGCAUCAUAUGUUGUCGUCACUCACCAACACAGUACUAUUAGAAGAGCUGUUGACAGGUUGUUGUUUCUUUAUGAGGGAAAGAUUGUAUGGCAGGGAAUGACUCACGACUUCACCUCAUCACAAAAUCCAAUAGUUCAACAGUUUGCAUCUGGCAGCCUGGAUGGGCCGAUCAAAUAUUAGCUUGUUUACUGGCGUGGUAUUUUUGAACUCAAGGCAUAUUCAUGGAAUCUUGGGUGCUUCCGAUUUCAAGAGCGGGAGACGAUUGAAUUUCAAGAGACAGAGACGAGGUGAAAAGAUUCAGAUGAAGCAGGCAAACAUUGUUUUUUUUUUGUUUGGCCAUUUUAACAACUGAUUCGUCAUGGGGCCGGUGAAUACAGUGGAGUCCAACAAGACUCCAAGCCGGUGCAUUCUCUUUCAGCAAUAAUCAAAAUGAGCCUGCUAUGAGAAUCAUCAUAACCUUGUAACUGGUGGCGAACAAGUUUUCCAUUUUUCCUGUCUAGUUUUGUUACAAGUGAUGGUUUUAUUGAAAUCUGACCAAUAUGAUCUUAGUUAGAUGCAGUACCAGUAAUGCAAUACCAAGUUCUUCGAAA